CCACCCUUCCACACAGUCUUGCAACACACUCUACGCAUAUCCAUUGCAGUACUGUAUUUCAAAGUAAUUCCUUCAAAGCAACUUAUGUAAGCCUGUAAAAUUGAAGAAGAUUUGAAGGGAACUUCUGAAAUGAGGAGAAGUCUGGUACUUUAACCUACCAAUCCUUUUAAGGUUAAAUUUUGAAUCCAGAUUUAAUUCUUAGGAGUGCUCGCUCAGAGGUGAAGAUUUAAGCUAAGAAAAAGUCUUGCAUGAAGAAAAGUACUGGAGAACCUGAAAGCUUGCAUACUUUUUAAGAUAUCUGAAAUUGUCGUAAUAAAGGAACCAUGGUGAAAAAAGUAGCUAUUGUUGGAGCUGGUGUGAGUGGACUGACCUCCAUUAAGUGCUGCUUGGAAGAGGGACUAGAGCCAACCUGUUUUGAACAAAGUGACGACAUAGGGGGAUUGUGGCGAUUCACAGACUACAUUGAAGAUGGAAGACCCAGCACGUACAGGUCGAUGGUUAGUAACAGCUCUAAGGAGAUGUCUGCCUUCACAGAUUUUCCAUAUCCAGAAAACUUCCCAGCCUUUUUAUCCCAUCACCAACUUCUGGAAUAUUUGAGGAUGUAUACAAAACAUUUUGAUCUCCAGAAAUAUAUUCAAGUAAAGACAAAAGUAAUCAACAUAACAAAGUGUCCUGAUUUCUCUAACACCGGCCAAUGGGAAGUUGUUACAGAGACCAAUGGGAAGCAGAGCUCAACCACUUUUGAUGCCGUGAUGGUUUGUGUUGGCUACCUUACUGAGCCUUCAUUGCCGCUCAAGAGUUACCCAGGCUUAGAAAAGUUUAAUGGUCACUAUUUUCACAGCCGGGAAUACAAAACCCCAGAGGUAUUCAGAGAUAAAAAGGUACUUGUGAUUGGCAUGGGGAAUUCUGGAGUAGAUAUUGCUGUAGAAGCCACUCAAACAGCAAAAAAGGUGAUGAUCAGCACAGAAAGAGGUGCUUGGGUAUUGAGCCGUGUUUUUGAUAAUGGCUACCCUUGGGACAUGGUGUUUCUAAGUCGUUUUUUGAAUAUUAUCCGAAAUAGCCUUCCUAGACGUAUCACAACAUGGAUGAUUGCAAACAGAGUGAGCCAAUGGUUUAACCAUGCAAACUAUGGUAUAAUUCCCCAAGACAGGAGUGUGAUGAGAGAACCUAUAUUAAAUGAUUUACUUCCUUCAUGCAUUAUCACUGGAAAGAUCUCUAUUAUGCCUGCAGUCAAGGAGUUCAAAGAGAAUGCUGUUGUGUUUGUCAAUGCUCCCACUGCAGAGAAAGUAGAUAUUGUUGUCUUUGCCACUGGAUACAAAGCUUCUUUUCCCUUUAUUGAUGAAUCAAUCCUCAAGGUUGAAAACCGUCAUGCUUCCUUGUACAAAUACAUCUUUCUUCCUCAACUGGAGAAACCAACACUAGCCAUUAUAGGCUUCAUCAAGCCAUUUGGUGCAGUCAUGCCAGUGGUGGAAAUCCAAGCACGUUGGGCCACACGUGUCUUUAAUGGUUUGUGUAAAUUGCCUCCAGUCAAAACCAUGAUGGAAGAAAUCAAUGAAAAGAAAAAAAACAAAAUCAACUGGUUUGGUUUGUCCUUUGAUGAAGUCCUGAAGACAGAUUGCCUUGUGUACUGUGAUGAACUUGGUUCCUUCAUUGGUAUAAAGCCUAGUGUGCCAGCUCUACUUCUCAAAGACCCCAUACUAGCGGUGAAGAUUUUCUUUGGCCCCUGUUCUCCCUACCAGUAUCGUCUGACUGGGCCAGGAAAGUGGAAUGGGGCUAGAAAUGCCAUCCUCACCCAGUGGGAACGGGUCCUGAAGCCCAUAAGAACCCGAGUUGUGGAAGAUUCCUUAAAUUGCUUCUCUUGCCUAUUGAAAGGGUUUGCCAUAUUUGUUAUCUUGUUUGGAAUUUACCUUAGUUUCAAUUAGCUUUUGCAGACCACUUUGGGGCAACCAAUGUGCAAAUUUCUCUUUUUAAAAAGGACAUACUCCUCCAGGUACCUCUUCAAAAAGUUAGAAUUCUCUAAACGUCAUUACAAAAUAUUAAUUUUAAAUGUAUUACUUGACCAGAUAGUAAUCAGAUUAAUUACAUUUGAUUUCACUUAAAAGUAAAAGAAAAUGUAAAUGUUGACCUGACCCAGUUAACUAUUUUUUUUGAAGGGCAGCCUUGGUAUGCCACCCGAAAGCCAUCAUCUAGUCUUUAGCCAUGACAUUUUCUUGAUUUUCUUAUAGUCAUUCGGGUAAUAUAAAAAGUCCUGCUAGAGUACAUAAAAGUUUUAAUUAAUUGAUCUUUUUGUGGCCAUGUAAGUAGGUCGUGAUUAAAGUUCCUGUUCCCCAAAAGCCAGUAAUCAGACCAUUGUGAUUAAUACUUAUUGAUAGACUUUCUGUUCUAAUCGCCUGCAAAAUCAUUCAGAUUCAACUCCACAUUGUUUGAGUAAAUUCCACAUUUCAUGUGAAGGAUCCCACUCUUCGUUCUAAAAGCAAAACAAUUACAUUGCUUUACUUUGUUUUGCAUUGCUCUUAUUUCAUCUGGCAAUUCUAAUUGCCUAAGAGGUUCCUACGCUUGUGCAGGCAUCUCUUCCUGCCUGUCAGCCUUUCAAGGUACCGUAAUCCAGGCAGAAACCCAAAACAUGAGUUCUAAUGCUGCUUUUAUUGUAAGGUUACAGUAAGAGAAUCUUGCACGUCUAAAAGCAUUUUCCCCUUUCCUUGCUCUUACUUUCCACAGAAUUAGAAAGAGUCCUUUCUGAUAUAUUUUUUUCCACCUGCAUUCGUCAUUUGGCCUCAAACUUUGUUUAUCAGAGGAUUGUUUAGACUGCAGCUCUUCCUUCUGUCUUGCAAGGUUAUUUCCACAGCCCAUUACAUCACCCUUCUAGUCAACGCUUGAAAAAAAAUCAGAGGCUUUGGUGCAUUUAUAUUACAGGUAGUCCUGGACUAAUUGUGGCCAUAAGUCAAAGGCUACUUGUAUUGGAACUGCCAGAUGAAACCUCAAGUCAGUAUGAAACAUUCCGAUGUGAGUUACUGCCAUGUCACUAUGGCAUCAAACAACUCUUCAAGGGCAAACAUAGCCAUUUCACAAAGUUUAUUAACUAUAGUAGUUAAUGGCUUGAACUAACUGUUACCCUUUGUCUCUCUGCUAACUGUGUGUCAUGUCUCGUAAUUCUGGAUCCUCUAAGCCAGUGUUUCUCAACCUUGGAGCAUAGCUGGCUGGGGAAUUCUGGGAGUUGAAGUCCACAGGACUUAAAGUCACCAAGGUUGAGAAACACUGUUCUAAGCAUUGACUUUCUUUUUUUUUUAAAUCCACUCAUUGAUACCCUCAUGAUUUUAGGACUUGGAGAUGAGAUGUAUACUGUAAAUCAGAUGUAAAAAUGGUAAUUAAUAAUAAGAACACAACAGCUCUGUCAUAUCAGGCUAUAAGGCAGCAUUGCUUGGCACUUAGGGGCCAAUUGGAUUCAUUUGCAAAGUUAAAAAGGUAACAUCCAAAGCGGGUCCAAACCAAUCUAUCUUUGGUGUUCAAAGAGAGGUUAGAGUUCCAUGCCAGUGUUGCAGAUUUAAACUAAUCAACUUGUUUUCAUUUGGAAGGCUCCCAUGCAGGGAUUAAUUUUUUCUUCAGAAUCUGUGACCAAUAACUGUCCAACCCCCCCCCCCCAACACCAACACCAUUGAUAAGAUGUCUUGUUUUGACUGCAAACCCAAGAAAACAAGGCUAAGAGAUUUGUUUGAAUGUUGCCUUCAUUUUAAUUUUGCUUUAAUGAAUAUAACGGUGUCCUUUUUUCAGAGCUCAUUAG
Thamnophis elegans (Western terrestrial garter snake) is the source of this 3778-nucleotide messenger RNA. Its product is annotated as dimethylaniline monooxygenase [N-oxide-forming] 1-like. The record is from RefSeq and is a predicted model, not a curated record. Gene Ontology annotation, molecular function: flavin adenine dinucleotide binding; NADP binding; N,N-dimethylaniline monooxygenase activity. Lineage: Eukaryota; Metazoa; Chordata; Lepidosauria; Squamata; Natricidae. The transcript is spliced from 11 exons. Bases 324 to 1922 code for a protein of 532 amino acids.